AACAGUUAAAGAGAACCCACCGUUACUUGCUUGCUGAAACUCUUACUGCAUUGAAGAAACGACUGAAUUCCAGCAUAGGGUUGAUAAAACGCCCAGGACUGCGGUCUUGCGUCCAACACCAGCGUCCAACUGCAACUUAUAUAACGGUGAAGAAAGCAGCACAAACCGGCUAGCAAGCUACUUUUGGGAGGCGUUUUGCUGCUUGGUCGCAUCUCCCACUGCUGGGUGGGGAUCAGGGUCACGGAGCCUGUGAGUGCGUGGACAUUGUGGGUCAGAAAAAGCAAAGCAAAGUAGCCCAGCAGCCUUCACAGUCUAUGGGAACUGCUACGGCAGUCGAUGCAGUCUUCCGAAGGAACUCUUUCCCUGUGGCUGAGAACCCAGCAGCACCAGCAGCAUGUCCCACGUCUCCUCCACUGCCAAGCGCUAUGCUGGCUCGUCCUACACCAGCCACUAUAGCUCCUACAGCUCCCCCUUAACCCCAAGCCUUAGCUCCUACAGCGAGCGGAACAGGUUGUCCUCUUACAAGUCCCCUGCCUCCUCUACCUCUUCCUCAGGUUACACCUCUUCCAGCUAUCAAAGCAGCUCCACGAUCCGCAGCCGCAACUACAGCACUUCCCUGGACCCAGACCGGGGCCGGGUCAUCCCACGGACGGACAUCCUUGGAAGUAGCAGCAACCGCCGUAGUGAAAGCCUCAGUCGAACUCCGGUCAAGAGCUAUGCAGGUUCUGGACUUAGUGGGGGGUCAGCCUACGCAACGUACAGUUCUUACUCGUCCCCAUCAGUGCAGUCCAGCUACCUCUCCUCUUCACCGGUGGCCUCCAGAAUGUCGCUUAAUCGACAAAAAUCAACCUCCCAGAGUGACUUAACCAGGGACCUGUCAGCUCUGGGCCUCAAUGACGCCUCCUCCUCGCCCUCCUCCUCCAGCCCGUCUUCCUCCUCCAGCGCCUCGAGGAGCUGUCGCACUCGGACCAGUGAGGUGGCUAAUACGUAUGGCACAAACUCCUCAGGCGCGUCACGGAACACUACUCAGGAAGCCCCUUCAUGGCGCUCCACCAAGGAAGGCUUCAGUAGCGGCAGCAACAGAUCACACAAUUCCUCAGUGUGGGAGGCAAGCACGAGUGGAGUGUAUCCCCCCACGAGGGACUCUACGAACUCAAAGAGUGCCCAGGGACUGGUGGGACUGAAAAACCUGGGUAACACAUGUUUCAUGAAUAGUAUCCUGCAGUGUCUGAGCAACACACACAGCCUGCGAGACUACUGCCUGCACAACUCGCACCGCAGAGACCUUAACAACAACAGCCGCACCAACACCGCCCUCAUGGAAGAGUUUGCCAAGCUGAUACAAACCAUGUGGUCAUCAACCAGCAGCGAAGCUGUCAGUCCAUCUGAAUUCAAAACUCAGAUCCAGAGAUACGCUCCAAGAUUUGUGGGAUACAACCAACAGGACGCUCAAGAGUUCCUCCGCUUCCUCCUCGACGGCCUGCACAAUGAAGUCAACAGAGUUACGGUCAGGCCAAGAGGCACUGUCGACGAUUUUGAUCACCUGCCGGAUGAGGAUAAAGGGAAGAAGAUGUGGACUAAAUACCUGGAGAGGGAAGACAGUAAAAUCGUUGACUUGUUUGUUGGGCAGCUCAAGAGCUCCCUGACCUGCAGCCAUUGUGGUUUCUGCUCAACUGUCUUUGACCCUUUCUGGGAUCUGUCUCUUCCCAUUGCCAAGAAAGGCUAUGGUGAGGUCAGCCUCAUGGACUGCAUGCGGCUCUUCACCAAAGAAGAUGUCCUGGAUGGUGAUGAGAAGCCAACGUGCUACAAGUGCAAAGCUAGACGAAGAUGCACCAAAAAGUUCACAGUACAGAAGUUCCCCAAGAUCUUAGUUCUGCACCUCAAGCGCUUCUCGGAAGCGAGAAGAACCAGCAAACUGUCAACCUUUGUCAACUUCCCCAUGAAGGAUCUUGACUUGCGAGAGUUUGCCUCCGAAAACAGCAUAAAUGCGGUGUACAACCUGUAUGCAGUGUCCAACCACUCAGGCACCACAAUGGGGGGUCACUACACAGCCUACUGUCGCAACCCUACGUCUGGGGAGUGGUACACCUUCAAUGACUCCAGAGUAACGCCAAUGUCCUCCAGCCAAGUGCGGAGCAGCGACGGCUACGUCUUGUUCUACGAGCUGGCUUCCUCCUCGCGCAUGUGAAUCCCGGUCAAACGAUGACAGGCCGCAAGCAGCACUCUCGACAGACAGUCGGAUGGAAAACAAAGCGAGGACACGCGCACGAAGGCUCGCCUCCACCAAGAUGGAGGCGGCUUCUCUCAGCAGCAUGGUGGCAGAAGAGACACACAAAACGGAAUCACCAGCCCUGCUUUCCCCCUCCUUGUCUAUACACACUAACGUUUUCAUCCAGGGUAGAGGGGUGUGUGUGUGUGUAGUGUGUGCAUGUGUGCGUGUGUGUAUGCGUGCGUGUGUGCGUGCGUUAUGUUAGACGGAUACAGGGCAAUAAUUGCAUUGACCCCAAGGAACCUAUCCACAUCCAUCUCCCACGUCUCUCUAUGCACCACAAGUUCAACUCCUGACUGCGCCUUCACCUUUUCUUGGUUGCCUCGAACCGUUCAGAUGACUUGCAGGUUUUUUGACUCCAUUCUGCUUUAGAGAAUUUGUUUUAUUUGUCAUUUUAAUGUUAUUUGAGAUUGCAAAAUCAUUUUAGCGCGUCAUUACAGCCAUUUUGGAUUUGAGCUAAACCGUCCUCACUUCGUGACUUUAACAAUAAUGGUAAAGAUUACAAGAUGCUUGAAGCCCACCGGCCACUUGCACUGCACCAAAACACUCCUUCAUUUUUGUCAGCAUCAACUUCCCUUUUUGCUCAAGAAAUGGCUGUGAUGCCCGUGGCACUGUGAGCAGUAUACUUUGAAUUGAGAUGGCUUUUUUCCCCGCCACACAUGGUUGCUAUCGAUGUUUAAAAAGUGUUAUGAAUGAGUGGAGAGGCGAGCAUUUGACAUGGAUUCAUUCAUAUGAUAAAAGUAAUGCUUAAGUCCUCAUCAGUCCAUAUGAGGUCUUCCUCCUGUUUCAUGCCAUUGAACAACAAGAAAAGAAUGUUUCAAGAAGACAAAAAACAUAAUCUGUAUAUUUUUAUAUUCUGAUGCAAUAUAGAGAAUGUACAAUUCAAUGGUGCUGAAGGUGACCCAUAACUGUUGUCAUUUGGUUUAGUUACCAGGUUUCAAGAAAGACAGAAAAAAAGAUAUUUAUGCUUAAAGGAUAUUGUAAUGAGACACUUUUUAACAGUUGCAGUCAAAAAUGAGUAAAUAUGGUAAAUGGAUAUAUAUGAAUAAAAUUCCACUAAACUAUU
This is a messenger RNA of Hippocampus zosterae (dwarf seahorse), 3335 nucleotides long. It is a transcript of the gene usp2a, whose product is annotated as ubiquitin specific peptidase 2a. The transcript is spliced from 14 exons. Gene Ontology annotation, cellular component: cytoplasm. Gene Ontology annotation, biological process: protein deubiquitination. The coding region runs from base 395 to 2188 and encodes 597 amino acids. The record is from RefSeq and is a predicted model, not a curated record. Gene Ontology annotation, molecular function: cysteine-type deubiquitinase activity. NCBI's taxonomy places the organism in Eukaryota, Metazoa, Chordata, Actinopteri, Syngnathiformes, Syngnathidae.